This is a messenger RNA of Giardia duodenalis, 5001 nucleotides long. RefSeq lists its product as uncharacterized. The record is from RefSeq and is a predicted model, not a curated record. The coding region runs from base 1 to 5001 and encodes 1666 amino acids. NCBI's taxonomy places the organism in Eukaryota, Fornicata, Diplomonadida, Hexamitidae. The transcript has a single exon.
AUGGACCUUAUUAAUCUUCUAGGCUAUCUCUUUAAAACAGAUCCGAAGUUGAAGAAUGUGCAGCUCCCAGAAGAUCCGCUCAGUCUAAAUAUCCCUGAGCUCAUGAAUAUGUUGAAAGAUCCUUCGGUUACGACGAUCAACACACUCCCGUUGGUGCAGGAGCCUUUAGACAUGUGCCUUAGUGUCCCCGACGAUGUGACCAGUACUAAGAUUCAGGCGAUUGCUUCUCAGACUAGCACGCCUAAAGUGCUAGGACAAGCACUAGGAGAGCCUAAUCUACAAGCUGUAAGUCCAACACGUCUACAAAGAUUGAAUCCGCUGAGUAGUACCCUCAAGCCGGUUACUGAUAUUCUUGCCAGUGAUUCGACAUCCGUGUAUGCCCUACAAGAAGUCAGUGACGCCUCUACUGUGCCAAUAACAUGUGCUCUUCCAGACAAGCCAGCUCCCAUGUCUAGCGCCAACAUUGGUACUGUUAAGAAUCAACGGUUAUAUCCUAAUGAGUUCAUAAAGCGUGUGAUCCCCAUUAGCGGAACGUUUUACCUUAGUUACUGUGUAUUUGAUUAUUGGGCCCUAUUCUCUGGGCUUUACACGUCUCCCACGCGUCUCAAAAGAGUGACGACAAAUGAGAAGCCUCGUGCUGCUCCGUAUGUUGAGCUCUUUGAUGAGGACUCCUUUAAGGAAAUUCUUACUGCCAUGAGGGCCAACUUGAAUCUACCGGCGGCAGAUCUUAUUGCAAUUGCAGAUUGGAUAGGCCUGAUCUAUGAUCAUAUACACUUGAAGCGUGCAGGGACAGCAACGAUGACAGGUGAUGACAUAGUCACGCUUCCAUGCUUUGGAAACGGGUUGCUUUUUCUUUUGAUCACUCUGUCUCAACUUUUUCGACGGCUAAAGGAAGCACACUUGGCUGCUUGGGUUGAGGCUCUUUGUAGCUCACAGCUUGACGAAGAACUUCCACCAACUAUAUUGGAAGAUAAAUCUGCGGUUAUUUCCACCGCCCUUCUGGCCAAUCUAGCCUCCAGACACAUAAUGCUACUUGCUUCUUCUCUUUUGGAGCAACUCAACAAGCGAUUUUCUUCGUUUUUUGAGCUGAGCCAUGCCAGAUGGGAAAAACUGAGUACUGAGGUUGAGAAGCUAUACAUAAUAUGUAAAAGUUUCAGCGUAACAACCAGCUUUCUUAGUACAUCUCUUAAUGUAUCAUCUCUGGAAGCAGAACCAGGACUUCACUUGGAUGCUCUCAGUGGAAUUAGCGACAUGACAGAUUACAAGGCAGUUAAUCCAGGAGACACUCAGCCACAGAAGGACUUCUCUCAAACAUCGCUUUCAGAGCGGUUUUGUCUAGCUAUGGAUGCCAUGUUUAAGAUACUCCACUAUAUGUCUGAUUUGGCUGGUGAUAAGUCUCAUCUAUUGAUGAUCGAUCGUCUAGCACUAUUUUCUCCUGCAACCUGCCUGGAUUUUAUAGAAGAGCUCAUAAGGCUUUUAGUGCAAAAUAUGGAUACUCAGAGCUUUUAUGAGGAAUGUGACCCACAGACACUCUACACGUGUUGGUCAGUGGUUGACCUCCUCUACAAAACAUACAUUCAAAGUAUGCUACUUAAGUGCAAACAGACCUACGGCUUUAUAAGCUCUGGGGACGACUAUACUGGUUUGGUCUUCGGCCCGAUUCCUAACACCGACAGUCCCCUGUGCAUUGGCUCAGCCAAGCAAUCGACUCAGGACAUAACAGCGUCUACCACAAAGCGAAAGAGAAGCCUUCGCAAGGACCAUGUGCUGACAACUUAUGACUCUUACAGUUUUUUCCUUGUUAUACUAAAGCUGUGCAACUUUAGGCUAGUACAAAAUCAGGUAUCGUACAAUUCAGUACUAACUUUUCUCAGAGAUUAUGUUAAAAUAGCGGAUAGAAGUGAGGUCGAUGAAGUUUGUUCCAUUAUAGAGCCCUAUCUAUCCGACUAUACGGGCAACUUUCACAGUAAUGGCUACGGGCUACGAUAUACCCUAACCGUCAUGCACAUUAUCUUUUCAAAAUACUACGAGUCCAGCGACUUCUCGUCUCUUCAAUUGGGUCCACAGUGUUCUAAGGCCAUCCUCUCCACACCAGAAGCAAUGUACAUUUAUCAGGUGCGCUUGCAAAAAUACCUCUGUACUGCUGUUACCAGACAAUUAAAUAGGCUUUAUUCGCAGUCAGAAGCUGAGGCAAUUGAUGAGUUAAUGGCCUGCACAAGCAUACAAAACUAUUUGACAGAGUCAUUUGCUGACGAAAUAGAUGUGAUAGAGUUGGAUCUCAACGAUUUGACUGAGUAUACCUUUCAACAAGUCAGUGAAGAGCAUGAUGAAGCACGUGCCCAAAAGCAGGCUGAUAAGGAAGCACUGAAGUCGGCAAUUCAACUGAAUUGCAAGCCCAAUCCUUUUAUUAUUCUAUCGAAGCUAUUCCUCAUCUUGGCUGAUCAGAUAACAGUGGACACCUCGAUUCAUCUCCCCAUUUUUGCUGAUGCAUUCUUUGAUAAUUCAAUAAUGUCUCUGGAACACGGAUUUGGCCUUAGCAGCUUAUUGUAUAAUAUUUACAUAUCUACUAGUUUCUGCUCGGUCUCCCGCUUUGUUGGAAUGCCAUCUCCGCAGCCUGCAAAAUCCCCCCUGGGAUCUCCACUACUAAAGCAGAUACCGGGGCUCCUUUCUGAGUCGUAUUGCGAGCUAGCCACUGAAACAGUUGUCAUGGAGGAAAACGGCGGCAAACUUCGCGUCUCGCCCCUUUCAAUCUAUGCUGGCUUGAUAAUAAAGUUUAUUAAUGAUAAAGUAAGUGCUGCAUUGGUGACCUUCUCCCAAAUGAGCCACGGUCAUCACUUAUCUAAUGUCGACGCCACGAGUCCAUCGCACGAAGCACAUAAUAUUCUAAGCUCUCCUGAGCUAGUUGCAAGCUUGUCAAAGAUAAGGUUUCAAGAGGUUAAAGAUAUGCUCAAGCACAUCGACGCAGCCAUGAUAACUCUAGGGUUAGCAUUUUAUAGGUUUUAUCUUGAGAACAAUACAUACCACACUUGGCUGGAGGGGCACCUACGCGCUGCAUCCAUCACCCAUGCUAAACCCUCUGUUAUCAAGCGAUCUCUUAGCAUUACCUUUCCCCCUGAUAUUUCCAUUAUUCUGGCCACACCAUUGCUUUCACUCUAUAUAACAAGAGAGGCAGAUCACAUCUCGGCUUCUGUUAAGAGAAUAUACGACCAGGAGACUAAUCUGAAUGUGAUGCCUUUCAACUGGCUAAUCACAAACAAGACAUUACAGGAAGCACAGGAAAUAACGGACACCUCCAGGCGAUGCAACGCUUUGCAUUACAAUGCUAGCUCGGCCCCCAUAGAUGGCAUUGAACCGGUCCUACUUUUCUUAGAGUCUAUUUUCAGCAACUUUCAUCUGUCGGCUGCCUGCCUACGAUGCCUAUGUUCGCAAAUCUUGGAUUUAAUCAGGGUUAUUCUUCAGCCAAUAUAUUAUAACAAUAGUAUAGUUGAACGUCACAAACUGCCCACACUUAUGCAGCUGUUUUCCAUCGACCAAGCUCUUCAAGGUAAGAAUAUGAUGAAGCAAAACACCACUAAGAAAUCAGCUUCGUUGUCUACAGAGAGUAGUCCUGGAAGCAUUUUAUCGGAAAAGUCAUUCACUUCUUCCUGCCUAAGUGCUCAAAUCAUUAGCCAGAAGGGAUACAAAAGCAGUUUGGACGUUGCCUCGAGUAUCGCAUAUCAAAAGCUCAGCCACGGAUCGAUUAAGCACAUAUUUUCGUGGGAUGUCGAUAAUACCGGUCAAAGCAUCAACCUGUCAAAGACUGAGCUAUCAGUUGGAAAGCUCACAAUCAGGAAGAGAAUGAACUCUAUAACGCUAAAGGCACGGUCAUACGCAAAUCACCUGAGUCCAGAUGAAUCCGUCAUAUCCUCUAUUCUUCCGAUGGGAAGCGGUGUCCCGUCCGGUGCACUGCUCUUUUCAUCGUGCAAUCUCACAGACCUGCCAAGGAGUUUUUCAGACAUAAUACAAUUGUCUCGCGUCUUUGUCUAUCGAAUCAAUUCUCUAGAAGUGCUGCUUGCACGCAUAGCCUCUGUCUAUGAGUAUCUAAGCUCUAAUUCAGUAUCAUAUGAUAUUGGAGACACCAUGGAAGCGCUGAGCAGCGAUGGCUCACUAGACCUAGAGUCGUACUGGAUUAUAAAUACCAAGAAGGCGCAGGCCACUGCCACUAAGCCAGCUAAGGAUGAAGAUACAAUGCUCCUAGAAUACUUUACCAACAUUGUCAAAGAGAUCCGGUCCACAAUACUGAUGAAUAUAAAAUUGCUGUGUGAGUACAUCAUAAACACGGGCCUGUGUCCUCUUCUCCAGCGAGCAUACUGCCCCGUUGUGAUACAAACGCAGUUGCGUACAGCCUGGUCUGGCCUGGAAAUCGCCCUCAAGGACAUCUAUAGAAAUGUCAUACCAUCUUACAUUAGGUGCAUUGCAGAACACAUCGCAGUUGCUGCAUUAAAUGCACACUCGUUCAUUUUACUGGAUAGCGGACCAAGGGCGCGCACAAUAACCCCUUCUGAUUCAAAGAUACUCAACGAUGACCUCCUUUUCCUUAAAGAGGUGAUAGUGGGAAGUGCCCUCUGCGGAGAGGAAUAUAUAACGGAAUACAAGAGGCUAUUUAAGGCUGCACAUGCUCACGGAGUCAUUGCAUCCAGACUUCCUGGUCUAUACCUGUCGGUUGACGAUGCAGGGGCAGACUACAUAGACUGCAUCCUGAAGCCUUCAUUUGUCUCAGCAAAAGCCGUGCAGGCGGAGGAUCUUGUGUGUCUCCACACGCUCGAGUCAGAGAAGCUAAUGUCUAUGGGGAAUAUUGAAGAUAAUUACAUGCUCCUUGAGCAACUGGACACUCCUAAAAAUCUUAUGACCGAUGUGAUUACCCACAGCGAGUAUGUUGUAAGAGUUUUGAACUUCAGACGUUACUCAGAGCCACUGACUCGCGAGUGGCUUCAUAAGCUUAAGAAGACUAUCAGAAAGUAA